This is a messenger RNA of Camelina sativa (false flax), 1677 nucleotides long. The record is from RefSeq and is a predicted model, not a curated record. NCBI's taxonomy places the organism in Eukaryota, Viridiplantae, Streptophyta, Magnoliopsida, Brassicales, Brassicaceae.
AUGGCGGACGACAGCAACACCGCCGGUGAAAAAGUAGACUUGAUAAGCACUUUACCUGAUGAGAUCCUACAACAUAUCCUCACCUUAAUUCCGAGCAAGUUCGCCAUUAGAUCUUCCAUCUUGUCAAAACGAUGGAGGCAUGUAUGGUGCGAUACACUUUCUCUUUCAUUCGAUAGCAAAUAUGAAGUAUAUGACACUGAUUCUAUAAACGAAACCCUAACUCGCUACACAUCUCGCAAGAUGAUGAAGUUUCACCUCCAUACCUGGUAUAACGGCAACGAUCAAGAGAUGGACAGGUUGAUCAAGUUCCUCAUGUCCCGUAACGUGGAGAAUCUAUUGUUGGAUAUAUUUAAUUAUAAUCGCGUUGAGUAUAAGAGUCCUGAUGUCUUGUACAUGAGUUCUUCUCUCAAGCAACUCACCUUUAAGUUCAGUUGUAAGAUGGUGAUUCCCAGAUGCUCGGUGGUGUCUUGGACAUCUCUGAAGAAGUUGUACCUAGAGGAUUGUGCUCUCUCUGCUGAAUCCAUGGCUGCGAUUCUAUCUGGUUGUCCGGUUCUCGAGAGCUUAACAUUGUAUAUGUGUGGUGAACUGAAGGUUCUUGAUCUCAGCAAAUCAUUGUGUCUGAGAACACUAGAAAUAUACCCCUACAGUUGGGUUCCGGGGCCAACACAGAUUCUGGCACCACAUAUACAUAAUCUCAGAUUGACAAUAAACUCUCGUUUAGCAUGUACUUCUUUUGAUGUCUCGUAUUUAGCCGAAGCUAGGCUGGAGAUUUGCAUUUUCAUAUUGAACAACGUCGAGGCUGGUUUCCUUCAAGACGUGGUGCUAAAGAUGCUAGAAAAGUUGCAGAAUGUAGAGAAGCUUACUCUUGGGGGAAACUUUCUUCAUAUUUUAUCUUUUGCCGAGGCUCGUGGUGUUCCCUUUCCUAAGUUGAAGGUGAAAGAUUUGACUCUCGACACAGUUAUCUUUCAAUAUGUUAUUCCUAGUAUAGAAAGACUGUUGCAAAACUCACCUGAUUUAAAGAAGCUAACGGUACGCGUAAAGAGCACCAACUCCAUACGGCAGGACUAUGCUCUAGACGACUACUUGGAGUUGCAAGGCUUUAACCCGGAUCAAUGUUGGAGGUCAAAAGAUGGGGCCUGUUUUAACAAGAUCGGUUGCUCUAUCGAGCCAAAGCACGUGACUUCACUGUUGGAACUCGUGCUUAAAAACACAAAGACAUUAGACAAUAUAUCCGUAAUAUUUGAUGAACGUUACCCUUCGUUUAAGUUAGAAGAGUACUUAGUCAUGAGCAUUAGCGAGGGUUGUGACCCUGUCAACAAAUUAUACUACUGCGAUAUGACUUCAUUUGCAGGAGGUCUUAAGAGUUUCAGAGGAAGCAGCAGUUUUCUUCCAUUCAUUAAGCUUGUUGACAAUUUUGACGCGCAAUAUAGUGUUAUCUCUAAUGAUGAGACUCUAUUUACUUUCUUGACAAAUAAAGAUUCCCCUAAGUACAAAUUAGUCCGGGUUGAUCUAAAGGGACCAAACAAUUGGACUAAUGUUGUUGAAGAACACGAGAAGGAUGUCCUAGCAUCACCUUGUGCAGUCAAUGGCAAUCAACUGGUCGCAUGCUACAUGAGUGACGUAAAGCACAUUCUGCAAAUUAGAGACUUGAAAUCUGGUUCCUUGCUUCACCAAUAA